Messenger RNA from Loxodonta africana (African savanna elephant), 2775 nucleotides. It is a transcript of the gene TLR2, whose product is annotated as toll like receptor 2. The coding region runs from base 229 to 2580 and encodes 783 amino acids. Gene Ontology annotation, cellular component: plasma membrane. Gene Ontology annotation, molecular function: protein binding; triacyl lipopeptide binding; transmembrane signaling receptor activity. The record is from RefSeq and is a predicted model, not a curated record. Lineage: Eukaryota; Metazoa; Chordata; Mammalia; Proboscidea; Elephantidae. Gene Ontology annotation, biological process: immune response; inflammatory response; toll-like receptor signaling pathway. The transcript is spliced from 2 exons.
GGAGGAAGGGGCCCCCGCCGCACGGACGUUUGCCUUAAAUCGCUUCCCUGUCCUCGGCAGGGCUGGAGCUGCUUCCGGGGGCCGGCCCGAGACGGCGAGAAGGCGCGGCCCGUGGCGGCUCCUCGGGCUCCGCGGGUACGUCGGGCCUUUCCUUUGGCGUGGGGAGCGCAGGCGCGCUCGGCUCCCGUCCCUGCCCCGCAGCUCUGCCUGGGGUUGAAUCACUGGACAAUGCUACAUUCUUUGUGGAUACUGUGGGCCUUGGGGGCCAUAAUCAGCCUCUCCAAAGGAGGGUCCUCUGAUCAGGCUUCUCUGUCCUGUGACCCUAUGGGUGUCUGCGAUGGCCACUCCAGGUCUUUGAACUCCAUUCCCUCAGGGCUUACAGCAGCUGUGAAAAGCCUUGACCUGUCCAACAAUGAGAUUGUGUAUGUCGGCAACACUGACUUGCAGAUGUGUGUGAACCUCAAAGCUUUGAUUCUGAAGUCCAAUGAAAUUAAUAGAAUAGAUGAAGAUGCUUUUCUGCCCCUUGGAAGUCUCGAACGUUUAGACUUAUCCUAUAAUUACUUAUCUCAUUUAUCAUCCUCCUGGUUCAGGCCCCUUUCUUCCUUGCAAUUCUUAAGCUUACUGGGAAAUGUUUACAAAGAACUUGGGGAAACAUCUCUUUUUUCUCAUCUGACAAACUUGCGAGUCUUGAGGGUAGGAAACGUUUACACCUCUAAGAUUGAGAAAAAGGAUUUUGCUGGAAUAACUUUUCUUGAGGAACUUGAGAUUGAUGCUUCAAAUCUCCAGAGUUAUGAGCCAAAAAGCUUGAAGUCAAUUCAGAAUAUAAGUCAUCUGAUCCUUCAUAUGAGACAGCCUAUUUUACUGCCAGUGACUUUUGUAGAUCUUUUAAAUUCCUUGGAAUAUUUUGAACUGAGAGAUACUGAUUUGCACACUUUUCAUUUUCCAGAACUACCUGUCAGGGAAACCAAUCCAUCGAUUAAAAAGUUCACAUUUAGGAAUGUAGAAAUCACUGAUGAAAGUGUUAAUGAAGUUAUGACACUGUUCAGUUAUGGCUCUGAAUUUUUAGAAUUAGAGUUUGAUGACUGUACCCUUAAUGGAAUUGGUAAUUUUGAUCCAUCUUUUAUGGAAAAAAUUAAAGAUCCAGGUAAAGUAGAAACAUUAAUAAUACGGAAGCUACAUAUUCCACAGUUUUACUUAUUCUAUGAUUUGAGUAGUAUAUAUGCACUCACAGGAAACGUUAAAAAAAUUACAAUAGAAAACAGCAAGGUCUUUCUGGUUCCUUGUUCACUUUCACAACAUUUAAAAUCAUUAGAAUACUUGGAUCUUAGUGAAAAUUUGAUGGUUGAAGAAUACUUGAAAAAUUCAGCUUGUGAGGGUGCCUGGCCCUCCCUACAAACCUUAAUUUUAAGGCAAAAUCAUCUGACAUCAUUAGAAAAAACUGGAGAAACUUUGCUUACUCUGAAAAACCUGACUAGUCUUGAUAUCAGUAAGAAUAGUUUUAAGUCUAUGCCUGAAACUUGCCAGUGGCCAGAAAAGAUGAAAUAUUUGAACUUAUCCAGUACACAAAUAGAUAGUUUAACCUAUUGCAUUCCCCGGACACUGGACAUUUUAGAUGUUAGCAAUAACAACCUCAAUUUGUUUUCUUUGAUCUUGCCACAACUCAAAGAACUUUAUAUUUCCAGAAACAAGUUGAAGACUCUACCAGAUUCCACCUUCUUACCCAUGUUACUAGUCAUGAAAAUCAGCGGGAACACAAUAAAUACUUUCUCUAAGGAGCAAUUGGAAUCCCUUCAAAACCUGAAGACUUUGGAAGCGGGCGGAAACAACUUCAUUUGCUCCUGUGAAUUCCUGUCUUUAACUCAGGAGCAGCAAGCACUGACCCAGGUCCUGGUCGAUUGGCCAGAAAACUACCUGUGUGACUCUCCAUCCCAUGUGCGGGGCCAGCGAGUGCAGGACACGCACCUCUCGGUUGCUGAGUGCCACAGGACAGCCCUGGUGUCUGCUGUGUGCUGUGCCCUUCUUCUGUUCAUCCUGCUUGUGGUGACUUUGUGCUACCGUUUCCAUGGGCUGUGGUACAUGAAAAUGAUGUGGGCUUGGCUCCAGGCCAAAAGGAAACCCAAGAAGGCACCCAACAGGGACAUCUGUUAUGACGCCUUUGUUUCUUAUAGUGAGAGGGAUUCCUACUGGGUCGAGAACCUUAUGGUCCAGGAGCUGGAGAACUUCGACCCCCCCUUUAAGUUGUGUCUCCAUAAGCGGGACUUUGUUCCUGGCAAGUGGAUUAUUGACAAUAUCAUUGACUCCAUUGAGAAGAGUCACAAAACUGUCUUUGUGCUUUCUGAAAACUUUGUGAAGAGUGAGUGGUGCAAGUAUGAACUGGACUUCUCCCAUUUUCGUCUCUUUGAUGAGAACAAUGAUGCUGCCAUUCUCAUUCUUCUGGAGCCCAUUGAGAAGAAAGCCAUUCCUCAGCGGUUCUGUAAACUGCGGAAGAUUAUGAACACCAAGACCUACCUGGAGUGGCCCAAUGAUGAAGCUCAGCAACAAGGGUUUUGGCUAAAUUUGAGAACUGCAAUAAAGUCCUAGCUUCCUUCACUAAAGGACAAUUUGGGCCUAGUUCUGGUCUUUAAUUCACUAGCAGUGUAACUAAAUUCAUUCUGAUAUAACUAUAUAAAAACCACAGGAACGUACACUAGCAUUUGAGGACUUAUUAAAACUACUAAAACUCUUAACAUUUUAUCAGGAGUGCUGUUUUAUAAAAAUUGCUAUCAGAUUGAAAAA